Ruditapes philippinarum (Manila clam) is the source of this 1486-nucleotide messenger RNA. RefSeq lists its product as uncharacterized. The record is from RefSeq and is a predicted model, not a curated record. Bases 68 to 451 code for a protein of 127 amino acids. The transcript is spliced from 2 exons. NCBI's taxonomy places the organism in Eukaryota, Metazoa, Mollusca, Bivalvia, Venerida, Veneridae.
AGGAUGUUUUAAUCAUUCACACUACAGAUCGAUUCGAAUAAACAUUUCUACAGUUUUCAACUUUAAAAUGAUGAUAUUCAUUUUGAGUAGGCGUAUGGCCCAACGAAAAAAAUUAAGAAGGACUAUCACCAAAAGACGAAAAAUGACUCAGAAGAAUCCAAGUCCAUGGUUGAAGAAACAAACCAAGCUACUACAAAUUAAAAGAUUGGAAGAGAAAAUUGCAAAAGUCAUAGCUGCUAUAGAAUUACUGUACACUUGUAACCAUAGAAUUUCAUUGAAGAAAUUACUUUGUAUUUUUAUAACUCUGGUAUCCAUAGUGAUUAUCAUGGCUAACAACUACUGGAUUACACAACUUGAUAUUUUCGGAGAAUUUGAUAGGAUGAAUGUGUCUCCAAAACAACGUGACAAGAUGCCAUCAAAGUUAUUUUAUACAAAUAGAUCGGAAGAUUGAUCUAUACAGUUUUCAAAUCAUCAAGCAAAACAACCAUGAAAAAGAUCUGUAAUUAAUGAGAUGUAAUUGAAAUUUGAUUACAUACUUUAUACGUCAUUCUAAGAGAGUUACAAACAUUGAAAACUAUUUUCUAUAUCAAUUAAAAUUAUUAAUCAAUACUACAGUGCGUACAUUAUUUAGAUUAACCUCUAUACAUGUACAUGUAUUUCUAUUAUAUUCAAGACAGCGAAGACAGCUAUGGCUUUCCAUAUUUUAGGUCUGCGCAGCGUCAUUGUAUAAUCUUGUAUGUCGUAGCGGCAGCGUAAGAUAAUCUCAAAAGGUAAAUCAAUAUUACAAAAGUUAUCCAAUUAUAAAUCUGGGGUUUUGCUAAAUUAAAGGAAAUUGAAAGACUUCAUCUUAAAUUUUGUAAAAAGAUAUUAAAUGUAAAAGUUAAUUCAUGUAAUGUUGCUGUGUAUGGUGAAUUAUUACGUUAUCCUUUAUAUAUUUCAAGAUAUGUUAAUAUUUUAAGAUUUUGGUUUAAAAUGCUUCAGACAGAUAAUAUCAUUCUUAAAAAUGUAUAUAACAUUGCUCUUGAAAACUGUAAUAAUGGUAAGAAAAAUUGGUUAUCAAAUCUUAAAUUGUUAUUUUUGUAAUCAUGGUUUUAGUGAUAUUUGGCUGUAAAAAGUAACAUAUUUUUACCAAUAUUUAAGCAAAGGGUAAUUGAUUGUUUUUAUAAAGUUGGCUUUCUGGUAAAGAGAGCAGUCCUUUUUUGUAUCUGUAUACGAGUAAUCAUGUUAAAGAUUCUUUUGUAUAUGAAAACUAUCUUGAUAUAAUACCAAGUACUUUAAGGAAGUAUCUUACAAGAAUUAGAAUAUCUUCGCAUUCAGAACAUGUACAAACUGGUAGGUUUCAUAGAAAUAGAAUUGUUAGAAAUGAAAGAAAUUGUUUAUAUUGUAAUCUACAUGACGUCGAAGAUGAAAUCCAUUUUAUUUUAAUUUGUUCUUGUUAAUUUGAUAUAAGAAAAAAAUAUAUAGAGGAUAUUUGUUUGUUUGUGUG